AUGUGUGGUAUCAUUGCUCUGAUCCAGGCGAACCCGUCGUCGUCCGCUGCCAUCGAUCUCCAUGAGGCACUUUACCUGCUUCAACACAGAGGUCAGGAUGCAGCGGGAAUCGCCACUUGUGCAACCGGCGGUCGCAUCUAUCAGCUGAAGUCGAACGGUAUGGCCGCCAAGGUGUUCAACGAUGGCGCCAGGGUGGCAGACCUUCCGGGGUCGAUGGGAAUUGGUCACCUGAGAUAUCCCACCGCCGGGAGCAGUGCCAAUGCCGAGGCUCAGCCAUUCUAUGUGAACAGUCCAUAUGGUAUCUGCCUGGCUCACAACGGCAACUUGAUCAAUGCUCCCGAGCUGAAGCGGUAUCUCGACAUCGAGGCCCACCGUCACAUCAACACCGACAGUGACAGUGAGCUGAUGUUGAACAUCUGGGCCGACGAGCUGAGCGAGACCAAGAAGGCCCGUGUCAACACGGAAGACCUCUUCGCCAGUCUCAGUCGGAUGUACGAGCGUUGCGAAGGUGGCUGGGCCUGUGCUGCCCUGCUGGCCGGGUUCGGUCUGCUUGGCUUCCGUGACUCCUACGGCAUCCGUCCUCUCGUCCUGGGCUCCCGGCCCUCGGUUGACGGUGAGGGUAUGGACUACAUGAUGGCCUCCGAGUCGGUUGCUCUGCACCAGCUUGGCUUCGGCGACAUCCGGGACAUCCAGCCGGGUGAGGCGGUCAUCAUCGAGAAAGGUUGCGAGCCUGUCUUCCGCCAGGUGGCUCCCAAGAAGGCCUACGCGCCGGACAUCUUCGAAUACGUCUACUUUGCCCGCCCUGAUUCCGUCAUCGAUGGUAUUAGUGUGUACCGUAGCCGUCAACGGAUGGGUGACCGUCUCGCUGCCAGGAUCCUUGAUGUCCUUGGACCGGAAGUGGUCAAGGAUAUUGAUGUUGUGAUCCCCAUCCCCGAGACGUCGACUACAUCUGCUGCGGCUGUCGCCCGGUAUCUGGACAAGCCCUACUGCCAGGGUUUCGUCAAGAACCGCUACGUCUUCCGCACGUUCAUCAUGCCCGAGCAGAAGACCCGCCAGAAGGGUGUCCGCCGCAAGCUCAAUGCCAUGCAGGCCGAGUUCAAGGACCGAAAUGUCCUCUUGGUCGAUGAUAGUAUCGUGCGCGGAACGACUAGUCGUGAGAUUGUCACCAUGGCCCGGGAAGCCGGUGCCAAGAAGGUCUACUUUGCCAGCUGCUCGCCGGAGAUUACGCACGCUCACAUCUAUGGUAUUGACCUGGCGUCGCCCACCGAGUUGGUUGCGCACAACCGCAACCCGGAGAUGGUUGCCAAGCACAUCGGCGCUGACAGCGUAAUCUACCAGACCUUGGAUGACCUCAAGGGCGCCUGCGCGGAGAUCGCCAAGGAGAACGGGCUGUCCGAGCCCCACGACUUCGAAGUCGGUGUGUUCUGUGGCAAGUACAUCACGCCAGUCGCAGAGGACUACUUCGAGCACCUGGAGAAGCUGAGAGGCGAGGGUCGCAAGAUCAAGGCCCUGGACCGGGCCAAGGAAGCCGUCACCCACGGCUUCGCCAGCGAGAAGGACUUCCGGAUGGCUGCCAACGGGGUCAAGCUGGACGCCCAGGGCAACAUCAUCGCUGCGCAAGACCCGAGCGAGUCUGAAGUGCCCCAAGUGAGCGUGUGCCCCACUCGGAAGCAUCAUACUGAGGAGGAGCCCCCCAAGCGAUUCGCCAUGACACGGGCAACACGGUCUGCUGCGCGAGCGGCCGCUCUGCUGGCAGCUGAAACGCAACCCAGCACGUCCCCGGAGGCUGGAUCCUCGCCCAAGCCGGCGAAAAGAGUCGACAUCGACGCAUCUGCAGAUCAGAGCCCCUCUUCCUCUUCAUCAGGAAGCAGCUUCAAGAGGCUGAAGACAAACGCCACCGCAGUCAAACAGCACACGGAGGAAUCAAGCCUUUCCAGCGCUUUUCUCCGGCCACAACCCCCUUCGCCACCGCAACUCCCUCAUAACCUGGGACCACUCAUUCAUCCAUCCCCGACUAGUAGCACAAAGCCGCCAACCAAGGCAGACAAACCCAGACCCGUCAUCCUCAAGAAGGAAGAAAUAGACGGCCUUGCCAGCGAGUUGCAACACCCCAAGAAGACCAACAACCAAUAUGGCCUCACGCCCGGCGUUACCCCGUUCCCCGACUGGGUGCAUCCCACUCCGGAGGAAUGCGAAGAGGUCAAUCGUCUGCUCUCCGCCGCGCACGGGGAUAUCAACAUCAUCCAACCGGCCACUAUCCCGCCGCCAUCACUCACCGUCACAGGCUGCGGCGAAGUGCCCUCGGUUCUCGACGCCCUGAUACGCACCUUACUCAGCGGGGCAACGACAACAACCAACGCCGCCAUGGCCUUCAACGGCCUCGUGCAGAGAUUCGGUAUCCUAACCGACGGAACCGGCAAAGGCAGCGUGAACUGGGACGCUGUCCGCCAGGCCCCACUCAAAGACAUCUUCGAAGCCAUCAAGCCCGGUGGACUAGCAGAUCUCAAGAGCAAGAAGAUCAAAGCCAUCCUCGACAUGGUGUAUGCGGAAAACCAGCAACGUCGCCGGGAUCCGCCCCCCAAGCCUGAGGAGGGUGGCAAACUCCUCGCAUGUCCGGACAACAACCUCCUCUCCCUCGACCACCUCCACACCCUCCCCACUGAUAAAGCCAUGGCCGAACUGGUGAAAUACCCCGGCAUCGGUCCCAAGACAGCGGGGUGCGUGCUGCUCUUCUGUCUCCAGCGCCCGUGCUUCGCGGUCGAUACGCAUAUCUUCCGCCUCUGUAAGUGGCUGCAUUGGCUGCCCGAGAAGGUGAACGAGAUCACGGCGUAUCGGCAUCUGGAGGUCCGGAUCCCGGAUCAUCUGAAGUAUUCGCUGCAUCAGCUCUUCAUCCGUCAUGGGAAAUUGUGUCCCCGGUGUCGGGCGAUUACCGGGCAGUCGGCUGUUGGGUGGGACGAGGGCUGUGUCAUUGAUCAUCUGGUGACGAGGACGGGGAAGAGGAAGGGAGUGGGAGUGGGAGGGGAUGGUGGGGGAAAGAAUGGAAAGAAGCGCUGCGGUUGA
Messenger RNA from Aspergillus heteromorphus CBS 117.55, 3060 nucleotides. RefSeq names its product amidophosphoribosyltransferase. Bases 1 to 3060 code for a protein of 1019 amino acids. The record is from RefSeq and is a predicted model, not a curated record. The transcript has 4 exons. Lineage: Eukaryota; Fungi; Ascomycota; Eurotiomycetes; Eurotiales; Aspergillaceae. Gene Ontology annotation, biological process: purine nucleotide biosynthetic process; base-excision repair; purine nucleobase biosynthetic process. Gene Ontology annotation, cellular component: cytoplasm. Gene Ontology annotation, molecular function: amidophosphoribosyltransferase activity.